AGUGAAAUGAAGGACUAACGCCAGAUCCAUAAAAAAAAAUCGCUACCGAUCACCUGACUGUAGCACCGCAUAGAUCCCGAUCAACCGCUGAAUCUGAAUCACACACAUGAAACAAGCAUGGCAACGAAUACAGCAUCAAGUAAAAACGGCCUCAAGCCGAAUCAGGGGGCAGCGGCGCCAGCAGGCUCAGGAGGCUCGAAGCUAAUGGAAUCUAAUCCACCCAGCACCCAGUUCACCAAUGGGCUUUUGGUCGCCUCAGGAGCCGCCUUCCUGACUGGCAUCUUUGGAUCACUUUGGUAUCAGGGUCGACAGGAGAGACGCAAGGGCAUUAAUCGAGUAGCGGUAGGAGCACCUGUGAAUCCGGGCCUUCAAUCACUAAGCGACCUCAAGAAAGCCGAGGCGCUUUUGAAGGAAGGAAGGAUGCUUGGGGUAAAAGCAUUUGCAAUUGCAACGACGAUGUGUCUUUCGGGAGCGGUGCUAGUCGUAGGGGCCACCCGGUGGGCGUUGGAUGUUGAAACGAUACCCGAGUUUUCGUCAAAGAUGCGAGAGCUGUUUCCGAAGCAAAAGACCAAGUUUGUGGAUGCCGUCGUCGGUGCAGAUCGAUCAGUAUUUGGAAACCCUUCUGGAUCUAGAUCUGGAUCUGGACCGUCCACAGAAGGGCCAUCAUCAGCGUCAGAUGCAGCAUUAGGAUUAGAGGAGAAGGACUUGGACCAUGAAGAUGAUAGCAACAUUCUGGGACGUCUGGAGCGAGAAUUGCGGAGGCUGGAGCAGGAUGAGGAGAGCACAGCACCCCGGACAUCACCAUCAUCAACAACAGUAACAACAGCGUCUACAUUGAAAUAAAGAAAGAGAGGUCAUUCAUGUUAUCCAGCGCAGCGAGAUGUGUGUCGACAGCAAAGUACAGAGAUCUUGUGCUUUGCCCUGGAUCUCCAGGAAACUCAAAAGUGGUGACCCACUUUGAUUUCGGUCCGAAUCAAGCCACUCUCCGAGAAAAACGGU
Molecule: messenger RNA, 999 nt
Organism: Gamsiella multidivaricata
Lineage: Eukaryota; Fungi; Mortierellomycota; Mortierellomycetes; Mortierellales; Mortierellaceae
Exons: 3
Coding region: 118-843 (241 amino acids)
Source: RefSeq, a predicted model, not a curated record